Aspergillus aculeatus ATCC 16872 is the source of this 753-nucleotide messenger RNA. Its product is annotated as CVNH domain-containing protein. The transcript has 3 exons. Bases 1 to 753 code for a protein of 250 amino acids. Lineage: Eukaryota; Fungi; Ascomycota; Eurotiomycetes; Eurotiales; Aspergillaceae. The record is from RefSeq and is a predicted model, not a curated record.
AUGCAACUCACCCCCGCCAUUCUCCUGAUUGCUGGCUUGUGCACCGCGGUGCAUAGCCAGGGCUUUGCGGACGAUUGCACCGAUAUCUAUCUCAAGGAAAAUUGGCUGGUGGGCACUUGUCCGACCAGCGACGGGAGUGGAACUAUCACCAGUAGUGUCUACCUCCCCAACAAGAUCACUAACAGCGAAGCCACGCUAGCGUUCCUCGUCCUGCCCCAUGCGUCGACGUCGAGUGUUGAGUCCCGUAGCGGUGCGUAUUCGCAGUCCUGCAGCGACUGCAUCUUGCUCGAUGAGGGAGCGACUCUGCAAUGCUACUGUGAGGCCACCUACGCCACGAACGACAAGAACACGACCUUGAACCUGGAGGAGCACAUCGCCAACUACGAUGGACAUCUGCUCUCCAACCUGACCGGCAGCGUCACCUCCAUUCCGGCCGACUCAUCCUGGCCCAUCCCCUCCGACUUUGAGGUGCAGCUGCAGGUCUCCAGCCUGAACAACAACUGCUCGACGAUCGGGGGUUACCUGACUCUCAACGAUCCGCAGGACUGCUACUAUCUCAAUCUGGGGGUGGAGUACUACUGGUACGCGGCGACGACGGUCAACAACCUGGGGUGGAAGAUUGUGGCGUACCACGAUAGCACGUGCAGCGGGGAGGCAGUGGGCACAUUCACUCCGGAGAAUGUAGACACUUGCCUUACCUUUGAGGAUGGAGUCUCCGGCUUUGCCGUCAUUCCGCUGUGGAAUGCCGACUGA